Messenger RNA from Oncorhynchus keta (chum salmon), 1971 nucleotides. Its product is annotated as KH homology domain-containing protein 4-like. NCBI's taxonomy places the organism in Eukaryota, Metazoa, Chordata, Actinopteri, Salmoniformes, Salmonidae. The transcript is spliced from 10 exons. The record is from RefSeq and is a predicted model, not a curated record. Gene Ontology annotation, molecular function: RNA binding. Gene Ontology annotation, cellular component: nucleus. Bases 533 to 1444 code for a protein of 303 amino acids.
UAGCGUCUAAGUCUGUCCGAAAAGCCACACGAAGAAGAAAGAUUUGUCCGUUUUUCUUUGCCUUUUUCCUCUGGUGUUAUUGCAGUUGACGACAGUGUGAAGUUCCCGGGGUGCUUUUAUUACGAGCGGACCGGGAAUCCAGACUGCCCUGAACGACACCGUCGGCGGCCUUUACGAGCGGACCGGGAAUCCAGACUGCCCUGUACGACACCGUCGGCGGCCUUUACGAGCGGACCGGGAAUCCAGACUGCCCUGUACGACACCGUCGGCGGCCUUUACGAGCGGACCGGGAAUCCAGGCUGCCCUGUACGACACCGUCGGCGGUCUUUACGAGCGGACCGGGAAUCCAGACUGCCCUGUACGACACCGUCGGCGGCCUUUACGAGCGGAACGGGAAUCCAGACUGCCCUGAACGACACCGUCGGCGGCCUUUACGAGCGGACCGGAGUCCUGAGGAAGGAGGACGUGUCCAGGGCCGAGUAGAGUUGCUAGUUAGGACACACAUUCCUCUGGAUAUUGAACUGUACUAGCUAUGUCUUCUGGGAUGACUGGACAGACACCGUGCCUAACCAAUAGCAGCAGAUGGGAUCAGCCUGCUCAGCCCAAAACGAGGGUAGACGUCAUGCAAGGCUUCGCUUCCUCUGCCCAGACCUGCGCAUCGGCCACUACGACCCCUCAAUCAGCCCAGCACCCUGUAGCUGGCCCCAUGCCAGCAGCACAAGGGGGAGGUGUGGAGAUGGCUGCUGCUAUGGCUGCUAAGAUCAACGCUAUGCUGAUGGCCAAGGGGAAACUGAUGGUUCCUCCACCACUACCUGGCAAGAUCCCUCUGUGUAUGUCGGCUGCCACUAGUGGAGACGAGACUGUGGUGACUGAGGUGGAUAUCAACGAUGUGCCCAUCAACAGCAGAAACCUGCUCACCAAAGGGAAAACACAGGAAGAGAUCCGUCAGUUCAGCGGUGCAGUCGUCUCAACCAGAGGCCACUACAUGACCAGUGCAGAGAAGUCCCAUGGAAAGGGAGUAGAAAGGCCUUUGUAUUUACACGUCCAGGGGAAGAGCCAAGAGGAGGUCAAUAAGGCAGUGCUGAGGAUAAAGGAGAUCAUCUCUGAGGAUGUGUUGAGGACAGCUGCAGCGCUAGGAUCCCAGCUGAGACCCGUCAUACCCCCCCUGCCUCUCUACCCCCAGCCCCCUCGCCCCAUGACUGCCCCACAUCCACACCUACCCAGGAUGCCUAGUGUCAACCCUCCUGUGCCACAUGGACACCGGCCCGCCGCGCCACACCAAGGGAGUUUUGUGCACGUCAAGAUUUUUGUGGGUCUGGACCAGUCCCUGCCCUCGUUCAAUGUGAACGAGAAGGUGGAGGGUCCUGCGGGGAUGUACCUGGGACACAUCCAGACAGAGACGGGAGCCAGAGUGUUCCUCAGGGGAAAGGCUCGGGGUACAUAGAGCAGGCCUCACGACGGGAGUCCUUCGAACCACUCUACGUCUACAUCAGCCAUCCCUACUCCACGGGGCUGGAAGCUGCCAAGAAACUCACAGAGAGCCUGUUGGAAACUGUGAGAGCUGAACAUAGCCACAUGGUGUCCAUCUACACAGCCACCGGCUCCACACAACGCUAUGGUUCAGUAUCCUGUCUGUCCCAGGAAGACACACCCAUACCUAUUGCAGGUACGUAGUGGCUAAGAAACCAGUACCUCGGCCUAUUACAGGUACGUAGUGGCUAGGAAACCAUACCUCGGCCUAUUACAGGUACGUAGUGGCUAGGAAACCAUACCUCGGCCUAUUACAGGUGUGUAGUGGCUAGGAAACCAUACCUCUGCCUAUUACAGGUAUGUAGUGGCCAGGAAACCAUACCUCGGCCUAUUACAGGUGUGUAGUGGCUAGGAAACCAUACCUCUGCCUAUUACAGGUGUGUAGUGGCUAUGAAACCAGUACCUCAGCCUAGUAGUUCGUAGUGGCUAGGGAACCAGUAC